This is a messenger RNA of Leptosia nina, 6654 nucleotides long. The record is from the annotation of a GenBank genome assembly. Lineage: Eukaryota; Metazoa; Arthropoda; Insecta; Lepidoptera; Pieridae.
AUGGUUCUUCAAAAUACAGGUAGAUUCAAAAGUGAUGUACAAAAGAAAGAAUCCGGUUCUUCAGGUCCUAGAGAGGAAUCAUCAGAAUCACGUAUACGUAACGCAUUAGACAAUGACCGAAUUGAUUCUAAAUAUGGCUUUGAUAGGGUACGAGAUAGUAAAGAACGAACGGGUUACCUUAUUAAUAUGCACACGGCAGAAAUUCUGGAUGAAGAUAAAAGAUUGGUAUCUGCAGUCGAUUAUUAUUUUAUGGAAAUGGAUGGCUCAAGGUUUAAAGUAUCAUUGAUGUUCCAACCGUAUUUCCUUAUUCUGGCUCGUAAGGAAUGUGAACAAGAAGUUAUUCAGUAUUUAUCAAAGAAGUUUGCUGGGACUAUACACAAAAUUGAUGUCAUUGAAAAGGAAGAUUUGGACUUAUUAAAUCAUCUAUCAGGCAUAAGACAGAGAUACAUUAAGUUAUCGUUCAUAUCUCAAAAUGAAAUGAUAAAAGUAAGGAGGGAAAUUUUAACAGCGGUAAAUAAAAAUAAAGAAAGGGAGAAAAAGGAUGCCAUUUAUGCUGAAAUGUUAACAAAUGCAUUAACCAGUGCUGCAGCUAUUGAACAUGCUAAAAAGACUACUGAUCAUAUGGAAAAUAUUUUAGAUAUAAGGGAGCAUGAUGUACCCUAUCAUGUACGUGUUUCAAUUGAUAUAAAAAUAUUCUGUGGGACAUGGUAUACAGUGAAAUCUAGAGGAACUGAAACACCAGUGUUCUCAAAAAGGGAUGAUCUAAUAGAAAGACCUGACCCAAUUGUACUGGCAUUUGAUAUUGAGACCACAAAACUACCUCUCAAAUUUCCAGAUUCUCAGACUGAUCAGAUAAUGAUGAUUUCCUAUAUGAUAGAUGGACAGGGAUACUUGAUAACUAAUAGAGAAAUAAUAUCUACUGACGUUGAAGACUUUGAAUAUACUCCCAAGCCAGAGUUUGAAGGGCAGUUUAUUAUUUUUAAUGAAACAAAUGAACUGGCAGUUAUCCAAAAGUUUUUUGACCACAUAAUGGAUGUUAAGCCACAUAUUUUUGUUACUUACAACGGUGACUUCUUCGACUGGCCCUUUGUGGAAGCUCGUGCAGCUAUUCUCGGCUUGGAUAUGAAGCAAGAAAUUGGUUUUAGUAAAAUGUCUGCUCGGGAUGGCACAUAUGCAUGUAGACCGGCAAUGCAUAUGGACUGUUUGUGCUGGGUGAAAAGAGAUUCAUACCUACCAGUAGGUUCCCAAGGUCUGAAGGCGGUCGCUAAAGCUAAAUUGCGUUACGACCCGGUGGAAUUGGAUCCUGAAGACAUGUGUAGAAUGGCAGCUGAACAGCCACAGGUCCUAUCAAACUAUUCAGUGUCUGACGCAGUAGCGACAUAUUAUUUAUAUAUGAAGUAUGUGCAUCCGUUUAUAUUCGCCCUCUGCACCAUCAUACCCCUGGAGCCAGAUGAGGUCCUUAGAAAAGGUUCGGGAACCCUCUGCGAGUCGCUACUAAUGGUUCAAGCGUUUCACGCGAACAUCGUCUUCCCGAACAAACAAGUUGAGGAAUUAAACAAACUCACUGCGGAUGGGCACGUCCUUGAAACUGAGACGUAUGUUGGUGGACACGUUGAGGCUUUGGAAUCUGGUGUAUUCAGAGCGGACAUUAAAUGUAAGUUCCGCAUAGUACCAUCAGCAGUGGAUAAACUGAUAGAUAGCAUAGAGAAGACCAUGAAACACGCUAUAGAGGUCGAGGAAGGCAUUCCGUUGGAUCAAGUAACAAAUUUCGAUGAUGUAUGCGAGGAGAUUAAAGUGAAAUUACAGCAUAUGCGCGAUCAUCCUAGAAGGGAUGAAAACCCUUUGAUAUACCAUUUGGAUGUGGGUGCUAUGUAUCCAAAUAUUAUAUUGACUAACAGGUUACAGCCAUCUGCAAUGGUGUGCGCUAGCGUUUGCGCAGUGUGUGACUACAACAGACCAGGUGCUGAUUGUCAGCGGCACAUGGAAUGGAUGUGGAGGGGAGAGUACUUACCAGCGACGAGGAGUGAGUAUCAGCGUAUCCAACAGCAGUUAGAAACGGAGAAAUUCCCACCUUUGCACCCCGGAGGUCCGCCGAGAGCAUUUCAUACGCUACCUAAAGAGGAACAGGCAGCUUAUGAGAAGAAACGCUUAGCCGAUUACUGUAAGGUUGCGUACAAGAAAACCAAAGUGACUCGUACAGAAGUCCGCACUACUACCAUAUGUCAAAAGGAAAAUUCGUUUUACGUAGACACCGUAAGGGCAUUCAGAGAUCGUCGAUACGAAUAUAAGGCCCUGAACAAGCAAGCGAAGGCACUUGUAGGAGCCGCUGUCGCAAGUGGUGACGCCGCUGAAAUUAAGUCUGCCAAAAGUCGCGAAGUGCUCUACGAUUCGCUACAACUUGCGCACAAGUGUAUUCUAAAUUCGUUUUACGGAUACGUAAUGAGGCGUGGGGCGCGCUGGCAUAGUAUGGAGAUGGGGGGUAUUGUAUGUUAUACAGGCGCUAAUAUUAUUAUGAAAGCGAGAGAAAUCAUUGAACAAGUGGGAAGACCACUCGAACUGGAUACAGAUGGUAUUUGGUGUAUACUACCAUCUUCAUUCCCCGAAAAUGUUACUGUACAUACAACACAUCAGAAGAAAAAGAAAGUCAAUGUCUCCUAUCCCAACGCUGUACUCAAUGCCAUGGUUAAGGACUACUUCACAAAUGACCAGUAUUAUGAAUUAGUUGAUCCGGCUCAGAAGAAGUACGAAAAACGCGCAGAGAACUCCAUAUUUUUCGAAGUAGACGGGCCAUACCUUGCCAUGGUGUUGCCUGCUUCUAAAGAGGAGGGGAAAAAACUUAAGAAGCGAUACGCGGUUUUCAAUUUUGACGGUUCUUUAGCAGAACUUAAAGGUUUUGAAGUAAAACGAAGAGGCGAGUUACAGCUUAUAAAAAUCUUUCAAUCAUCGGUAUUCGAAGCGUUUCUCAAAGGAAACGAUUUGAAAUCGUGUUAUGGCGCUGUUGCAAAGGUGGCCGACUACUGGCUGGAUGUGUUGUACAGUAAAGGCUCUAACAUGCCUGACUCAGAGUUAUUUGAGCUGAUCUCGGAAAAUCGAUCGAUGUCCAAGAAGUUGGAGGAUUAUGGUGGACAAAAAUCUACGUCAAUUUCUACUGCCAAAAGAUUAGCGGAGUUUCUCGGAGACCAAAUGGUUAAGGAUGCUGGUUUAGCUUGUAGAUUCAUUAUUUCCCGAAAACCAGACGGCGCGCCGGUAACCGAACGUGCGAUUCCAUUAGCCAUAUUUCAGUCCCCAGCAGCUGUAAAGAGGCAUCAUUUACGGCGUUGGCUUAAAGACAAUACAAUUACAGAGGAAAUCGACAUUAGAGACGUAUUAGACUGGGCUUAUUACAUAGAGAGAUUGAGUGGCGCCAUCCAGAAGAUUAUUACUAUACCCGCCGCUAUGCAAGGCUUGGAUAACCCUGUACCAAGAGUCCAGUACCCUGACUGGCUGCAUAAGAAAAUGUUAGCUAAAAGCGAUAAGUUCAAAACUAGGAAAAUCACAGAUAUGUUCAGUGCGAAGCCGAAGGAAAUAAGGGAAAAUUAUGAUGAAGCUUCUACCAGCAAUAUUGAUUCUGAGAAUACGAUUAUGGACAUGGAAGAUAUAGGCAGAGAGAUUCAAGACAAAGAAAUACGUCCGAUGGUACAUACGGUGAAACGUAAGAGGGAAGAAUCCCCUGUCAAAGAAGCGGCGACUUGGCGUGAAGCGUUAGGACCACCGCCUCCUUUUGGAAAUACUAAGAAAGAACGCUUAGCCUGGAUCGUGUUUCAAAAAAAGAAAUGGAAAUGGCAAAUUGAACAGCGAGGAAUGAAUAAUCGGAAUAAAAAAGGAAGAACAGACGAACCCACAUCCCUACCGAAGAGUGUUGGCGCAUCUAACACCCUGGGCGGUUUCAUUAAAAGGGCACAGCGCACAUUGCUUAACACUCCCUGGCAAAUAAUACAGAUAGCAGAGACAGCAGAACCCGGGUUGUUUCGCUUGUGGGCACUCGUGGGAAACGAACUACAUCAAAUAAAGUUGACUGUACCGCGAGUGUUCUAUGUAAAUCGGCGGCAGGCGCAUGCAGAGGAGUCUGGGACAUACUGGCGCAAGUGCAGUCGCGUGUUGCCUCGCGCACAUCCCGCUAUACAUCUAUACCAGUAUACUGUCCCCGAACAUCUUUAUAGGGAAACAAGACAGGAACUUAUGAGCGAACUGUCUGCCCCAGAAAUAGAAGGUAUUUACGAGACUCAGAUGAGCUUAGAAUUCAGAGUUCUGGUAACACUUGGAUGUAUAUGCACAGUAGACCAGCAAGAAGCUAGACGGCUUAUACAGUUUGGGUCAAACAUGGAUUCAUUUACUUUAAGUCAGCUGCAGUUCAAGAGUGUCGCGCAUCAACCAUAUUUACAAAAACAGGAUGGCGUAUCUCCAGUGAAACAUAUAUUCCUAUACCAGCAUUCUGCACCAACUUCUAGUCGUAGCAUGUGGUCGCUUGUGUUGGGCCCUACAAAGAAGGCCUAUAUUUUCGUUCUUGACACUGUUAAAACGAACCAAGUGCCUAAUAUGAACACCCUGUAUUCAGCUGAGAGGACUGCCAAAAUUAACUUAGGUACUGAAGAAACUACGCUACCAGGGUCUGAAUUAAGUUGGGAAGUAGUAGUGGAAACGGAAGCGAGGGCCGUGUAUAAGGGAAUACAGAGGGCGCUGCAGAGAUAUCGCGAUGAAAAGUGCGGGCCUACAGUACUGGCGUUGCAGGCAGCAUUAUCUCCUGCUGCACUUAUUGCUGUUAUGCCAGGUUUGUGCGACUUCCCGUUAGUCCCGCUACACGUACGAGACGUUGAAUCUCUGUAUAACACGUUAGAGUGGCAACGUAUCGGCGCACGCGCAAUCGUCCGCCAUUAUCUUAACUUGGACUCUGUUCUCAACCUAACAAUCGAACAAUGCAGAUACUUCCACGUACCAAUCGGCAAUAUGCCUGCGGAUCCAACCUUGUUUGGCGCGGAUUUGUUCUAUGCGCGACAUCUCAUCAAACAUAACUUCGUGUUGUGGUGCUCUAAUCUCGAGAGGCCGGACCUUGGUGGCAGAGAAAUUGAUGACAAUAGAUUGGUGAGUGAAGUGGAAGAUAGCAAAUCCUGUGCGGUGGGUUCUAGCGGUGCUUACGGAAGCGUGUGCGUUGAGUUGGACACCGACGCACUCUGCGUAUGCGCACUGUUGCAGGCGCAUCACAUUUUGCAGGUUGAAGGCACCAGUGUCGCGACAUCUUUUGGAGCUCAACAUGCAAAUAUUCAGGAUGUCAUGGCAAAUACAGGAUCAAACGCAACCGUAAACUACGACGAAACAGCGCAGUGCAGCGCCGCGUUCAAGAUAUUGCGAACAAUGAUUGCGUCAUGGCUGCGUGACGUCACUGUUUAUAAGAACGUCUUUGCCGAUUUUCAAAUAUCUCAUUUUUACCGAUGGCUAAAGACACCCACGUCGCUUCUCUAUGAUCCGGCUUUGCGUCGUACCUUAUAUAACUUGAUGAAGAAGUUAUUCCUCAUGUUGAUAGCCGAGUUCAAACGGCUAGGCUCACAAAUUGUCUAUGCUGACUUCAACAAAAUCAUACUGUGUACUAGUAAGAACACUGUCAUAGACGGCAUAGGUUACGUGGAGUUCGUGGUUCAAAGUAUUAGAAACAAGGAACUAUUUCACGGAAUUGAUAUUCGAUACAAACAGUGCUGGUCUUAUUUGUUGUGGUUGGAUGAAGCUAACUUCGGUGGCGUGCAGGGGAAGUUGCCAGACGGUUUGGUGGAAGUUGGAUCAUCUCAAGUACCACAACCAAGUGACGAAGAUCCGGAGCAAGAAAGCGCAGUUUCAAUGCAAUGGAAUCUGUCAAAUUUCUUACCGGGCGCAGUACGUGAGUACUUUUGCGCUGCUAUUGCGGGUUUCGUUAGCGCUGCGCAUACGCAAGCCGACCAACUGGAGACUUUACUCGCCACUGAGAUGUCACAGAAGUUGUUCCAGAUUACAGAGAAAAUUAAAUCUCGUAUGCCAACUCUAAAGCUCUCAGAACUGGAAUCGCAGCCAGGCCUAAAGACGGAGGUACUGGAAGGAACUUCUCCCGUCCUACUUUUUGUAAAUGCAAUUUGCAAGGUGUUUUCGCUGGACGAAGCCCUUGAAGAUAAGGUGACACUGCUUCGGCGCAAUCUCCUACGGUUAAUCGGCGUUGGUGAAUUUAGCCCUCUGGCGGAAUGGCGUGAGGCGAGCGCCUCGUGUGUGCUCUGCGAGGUCAUUUGCAAAGUGUGCAACCACUGUCGAGAUCUAGAUUUGUGCCUGGACACCCACCGCUCCGUCCACGCUGAGGUGCCCGUAUGUCUCUGCCCAACUUGUGGUACUGCUUAUGAAAACCAAGAAUUGGAAUGGCGUUUGAUUGAGAUUUUAAACCGAAGAGCAAUGUCCUAUACACUGCAAGACUUGAUAUGUUCUAGAUGCCAUCAGGUCAAACGUGAAAACCUCUCUGUUGUCUGUGACUGUGCUGGAGAAUUCACAUUAAUGGUUCCAGUAAAAGAAAUCAAAGAACAACUUGCAACAUUUAAAACAAUAGCUGAUUACUACCAAAUGCCCCUGCUGUCAGAAAUUGUACAUUUUAACUUAAACAACAUAUGA